Salvelinus namaycush (lake trout) is the source of this 3504-nucleotide messenger RNA. RefSeq names its product metabotropic glutamate receptor 1-like. The transcript has 8 exons. Gene Ontology annotation, molecular function: G protein-coupled receptor activity involved in regulation of postsynaptic membrane potential; adenylate cyclase inhibiting G protein-coupled glutamate receptor activity. Lineage: Eukaryota; Metazoa; Chordata; Actinopteri; Salmoniformes; Salmonidae. The record is from RefSeq and is a predicted model, not a curated record. Gene Ontology annotation, cellular component: postsynaptic density membrane. The coding region runs from base 1 to 3504 and encodes 1167 amino acids. Gene Ontology annotation, biological process: regulation of synaptic transmission, glutamatergic; G protein-coupled glutamate receptor signaling pathway.
AUGGGUUUCCUCGCGAUCCUGUGUCUUCCGACGCUGUUCUUCGACGUCCUCGUGCUGUCCCACAAAAGCAACAUCUAUGAGAGGUCGGCAGUCCCGCGAGCCGCACCCCGCUCCGUGGCCCGGAUGGAUGGAGAUGUGAUAAUCGGUGCCCUCUUCUCCGUCCACCACCAGCCGUCUGCUGAAAAAGUGGCUGACCGAAAGUGUGGGGAUGUUCGGGAGCAGUACGGCAUCCAGCGGGUAGAGGCCAUGUUCCACACCCUGGACAGAAUCAAUGCCGACCCCUUCCUGCUCCCCAACAUCAGCCUGGGCUGUGAGAUCCGGGACUCCUGCUGGCACUCCUCCGUGGCCCUGGAGCAGAGCAUUGAGUUCAUCCGGGAUUCCCUCAUCUCGAUCCGGGAUGACAAGGACGGCUCCAAGUGGUGCAUAGACGGCACGCCGUCCAACCAACCCCCGCCCUCCAAGAAGCCUAUUGCGGGGGUGAUUGGGCCGGGUUCCAGCUCCGUUGCCAUCCAGGUACAGAACCUCCUACAGCUCUUCAACAUUCCCCAGAUUGCUUACUCAGCGACCAGUAUCGAUCUGAGCGACAAGACUCUGUUUAAGUACUUCCUGCGGGUCGUGCCCUCUGACACGCUCCAGGCCCGGGCCAUGCUGGACAUAGUCAAACGCUACAACUGGACCUACGUGUCUGCGGUACACACGGAGGGAAACUAUGGGGAGAGUGGCAUGGAGGCCUUCAAGGAGCUGGCCACCCAGGAGGGUUUGUGCAUCGCCCACUCUGACAAGAUCUACAGCAACGCUGGGGAGAAGCACUUUGACCGCCUGCUUAAGAAGCUCCGUGAUCGUUUGCCCAAGGCUCGCGUGGUGGUGUGUUUCUGUGAGGGAAUGACUGUACGCGGCCUCCUAAUGGCCAUGAGACGUCUGGGUGUGGCUGGAGGAGAGUUCCUCCUCAUUGGCAGUGAUGGAUGGGCAGAUCGUGAUGAAGUGGUAGAGGGGUAUGAACAGGAAGCUGAAGGUGGGAUCACGAUGAAGCUGCAGUCAGAGGAAGUGAAGUCAUUUGAUGACUACUUCCUGAAGCUGCGUUUGGACACCAACUCACGGAACCCGUGGUUCCCAGAGUUCUGGCAGUACCGCUUCCAGUGCCGGCUGGCCGGACAUCCACAGGAAAUGAAGAAAUACAAGAAAGUCUGCUCCGGCAACGAGAGUCUUCAUGAGAACUACGUCCAAGACAGUAAGAUGGGCUUCGUCAUUAAUGCCAUCUAUGCCAUGGCCCACGGUCUCCAUGACAUGCACAGUGAGCUGUGCCCUGGCCAGCCAGGCCUGUGUGAGGCCAUGGACCCCAUCGAUGGCAGUAAGCUGCUGGAUUACCUGCUCAAGAUCACCUUCAGAGGGGUAUCAGGGGAGGAUGUGUACUUCGACGAGAACGGGGACACUCCGGGCAGGUAUGACAUCAUGAACCUGCAAAGUGUGGGAGACGGUAGCUAUGACUACCAGCAGGUGGGCUCGUGGCACGAGGGCAUUCUGAACAUCGAUGACUGGAAGCUGUGGAUGAACAACAGUGACAUGGUCCGCUCCGUCUGCAGCGAGCCCUGCUCCAGGGGACAGAUCAAGGUGAUCAGGAAGGGCGAGGUGAGCUGCUGCUGGAUCUGCACUACCUGUAAGGACAAUGAGAUUGUCCGGGAUGAGUUUACCUGUCAAGCCUGUGACCUGGGCUGGUGGCCUGAUGACGAGCUGGAAGGUUGUGUGCCCCUGCCUCUGAAUUACCUGGACUGGUCAGACGUGGAGUCCAUCGUGGCAGUGUGUUUGUCCUGCGUGGGCAUCCUGGUCACCCUCUGGGUCAUCUUAAUCUUUGUGGUGUACCGCGACACGCCCGUGGUCAAGUCGUCCAGUCGUGAGCUGUGCUACAUCAUCCUGGUGGGCGUCUUAUUGGGCUACAUCUGCCCAUUCACCCUGAUCGCCUAUCCCACUGUGGCAUCCUGCUACCUGCAGCGCCUCCUAGUCGGCCUCUCAGCCGCAAUGUGCUACUCCGCCCUGGUCACCAAAACCAACCGCAUCGCCCGCAUCCUGGCUGGCAGCAAGAAGAAGAUCUGCACCAAGAAGCCCCGCUUCAUGUCGGCCUGGGCCCAGGUAUUCAUUUCCUUCUUCCUCAUCAGCCUGCAACUCAUCCUGGAAAUAACCCUGAUCAUCCUGGAGCCUCCCAUGCCCGUCAAGUACUACCCCAGCAUCCGCGAGGUCUACCUCAUCUGCAACACCAGCACGGUGGGCAUGGUGGCCCCGCUGGGCUACAAUGGCCUGCUCAUCAUGAGCUGUACCUACUACGCCUUCAAGACGCGCAACGUCCCGGCCAACUUCAACGAGGCCAAGUACAUCGCCUUCACCAUGUACACCACCUGUAUCAUCUGGUUGGCCUUCGUUCCCAUCUACUUCGGCUCCAACUACAAGAUCAUCACCACGUCCUUCUCCGUGAGCCUGAGCGUCACCGUGGCGCUGGGGUGCAUGUUCUCGCCCAAGAUGUAUAUCAUCAUCGCCAAGCCAGAGAGGAACGUGAGGAGCGCCUUCACCACGUCCGAUGUAGUCAGGAUGCAUGUGGGAGACGGCCAGGCGGCUCAGCAGAGCAAGAGCAUUCUCAACAUGUUCCGUAGGAAGAAGAACGGAAACGGAAGUACCAAUUCUAAUGGCAAGUCUGUGUCAUGGUCUGAACCAGGUGCAAGACACCCUCAGAGGGGGGGGAAUGUGUGGCACAGACUGUCUGUGCAUGUGAGGAAACAGGAAGCCGGCUCGAAUCAGACGGCGGUCAUCAGGCCCCUAACUAACGCCACCGUCGACCCCCACAGCUGCGACCCCCACAACCACCACCAUGGCCCUGGCACAGACCCCCACCUCCCCCAUCCCCACCCCGGCACCAAGGCUCUGUACAACCUGGCGGAGGAGGAGGACGAGGGGGGGGAAGCACGCCCUCUCUGUACUCCCUCCCACUCCCACUCCGGAAUGCUCCACGGGCAGGACUCGGAGGAGCCACCCUCUUAUUCUCACGUAACGGACUGUACCACUGAGCAUUUGCAGGGGGCGAUGGUGGACACGCACGGCUCCAAUGUCCCUGGAUUUAAUGACACAAACGGUGCCUCCGGCAUUCAGGCCAGCUCCACCAACCAACCCCAAAGCUUCACCUUCUCUCAGCUUUCCCAUCCCCUGCAAGGGGUGGCUUCUUUUGGAGAGGAGGACCUCAUCUCCUCCCUGGAGGGUGCUGAGGGGGAGGCACUGGACCUCCUACACAGCUACACAGAGGAGGAGGAAGAGGACGAUGAGAAGGAGGAGCUGGCUCAGAGUAAGCUGACUCUGGAAGACUCCUUGGCUUUGACUCCCCCCUCCCCCUUCAGGGACUCAGUGUGUUCUGCUGGGUCGGUUCCCGGCUCCCCUGUCUCUGAGUUGGACUUCAGCAGCCCCCCGAGCUCUGUUUACUCCUCCGUCAUCCUCCAGGACUUCAGACAGAGCUCCUCGACACUGUGA